AUGUUGGAGGAAAAGCAGAACGGAGUCACCUCUCCUGAUUUUGAUGUCGCAGCCUUUAUAGAGACGGAGAAGAAAGCUCGCCGUGGGAAAAUAUCUGUGAAAGAGGCGGAUGCUUUCUUCGCCUCCAUGAAUCUCCUCAAAACGAUUCAUUACCAGUCCACCGUUACUCAAUUUUACCGUUUUGCAACUACACAGUCCUUUGCUUCUUCCUCUUCUUCUUCUCUGUUGUCACUCUCUCUACAAAGACCCAGAAUCUCUCUCGUUUCUACCUCCAACCGAAGCUGCUUCGCACUCUCGAGCGUCUCGAGCACCAGAGCUUCGAUUUCAGGUAAUCAAGAGGAUGGUAAGAAAGAAGAUGCUGAAAGAAACAGCUUCGUCUCGGUGGAGGAGGGAGAUAAAGUGGUAUACCAAAAGACACUAAGACUGGUGGAGUGCGCCAUGUUCGCUGCUGUCACCGGACUCGUUUACUUUCUCAGCAAUUCGCUCGCCAUUGAGAACUACUUUGGAUGUUUCUUCUCGCUGCCAAUAGUGAUAUCUUCGAUAAGAUGGAAUAUUGCAGGCGGCAGGAAGACAAUGGUUGCUACUGUCAUGCUUUUGUUCAUAUUAUCAGGUCCAGUCAAAGCAUUAACGUACUUUCUUACUCAUGGUCUUGUGGGACUCGCAAUUGGUUCAUUGUGGAGAAUGGGGGCAAGCUGGCGUCUCUCGAUUUUCUUGUGCACAAUGGUUCGAGCAUUGGGUCUCAUAGGAUAUGUUCUGACAUCAUCCUUCUUAAUAAGAGAAAACAUUCUUGCCGUGAUCACAAUUAACAUCCAUGCCUCUCUCUCUUAUGUUUUCACUGCCAUGGGCCUGAACAUAAUGCCUUCAAUGAGCCUCAUUUAUAUAAUAUUCGGAACAGUGCUGUUGCUAAACAGUGGAUUCUUUGUCCUGUUGCUGCAUCUCCUCUACUCAAUCUUCCUCACAAGACUCGGAAUGAAAUCUUCCUUGAGAUUACCGGCUUGGUUAGACAAAGCAAUUUGAUGGUAUUCAGAAUCUCUUCCUCUUUUUUUCAGCUCCAUGAGAUGCCCCACAAACAUAGUUGGUGAUAUAUGUAAGACUUGUGUAGGGCUGACAUACAAUACAAAUCCAAACCCAAAAAAAAAAAGAAGUUUACAAUCUGAUCGGUACUGUAAUUUUUCAUAUCUAACACACCGAAAACCGAACCAAACCAUAAUCAUGAACUCCGUUGAAUGUGAGUCGCCUAGGUCCACUCUUCAGGUCAAUGGAGAAGACUGAUCAAAGGAACGCAUCACACAUGUAUGAUCCCCAUUGAUAGCUGUAGCGUGUCUGUUAAAGAAUGAACAAGUGUUGCAGCCAAGUACAUUGUUCUCAUUUCAAUAACUCUUGCGUUUUCCUUAAAUCAGUCUUUCUUUUGUUAAUAAAGUUGCAUUUUGCAUUGGUAUUCUUACUUUGUCUGUG
Messenger RNA from Thlaspi arvense, 1455 nucleotides. Lineage: Eukaryota; Viridiplantae; Streptophyta; Magnoliopsida; Brassicales; Brassicaceae. The record is from the annotation of a GenBank genome assembly.